This is a messenger RNA of Sparassis crispa, 1314 nucleotides long. RefSeq lists its product as hypothetical. The record is from RefSeq and is a predicted model, not a curated record. The transcript has 6 exons. Bases 1 to 1314 code for a protein of 437 amino acids. NCBI's taxonomy places the organism in Eukaryota, Fungi, Basidiomycota, Agaricomycetes, Polyporales, Sparassidaceae.
AUGUCUUAUAAUUACUAUCAAUCAGGUCCAGGCUGGGGUACAUCACAGUACAGGUUUGGCCGACCUCCAACGCCCGGUUUUCAACCGACACCAUCAUGGGGUGGUCUCGAUUUCUUUCGUGCCCACGCAAUCAAUGGUGAACCCGAGUUCUACCAGUCCAUCGUGACCAGCAUGCCCCAGUUUGAAUCCACGGGUGUUUUCGGCCUCGACGAGGCGAGAUAUUGGCAUCGACGCAUCUAUGGUGGGAUGGUAAACCUGUCACAGGUCCUCCCGACGGACAUCGGCAGUGCAGCAGCCUACGAGGCCUAUCGACUGUACAAAUACCACAACAUCUGCGCGCCGCUCGGCGCCGUGCCUGAGAGGCAGCGCGAAGGUUUGGUCGCCAUGGCCAUCGCGGAAACCACGCGUCUAUGGCAGUUCACAGGACGGUCGCUCGACGCGUAUGGGAUCAGGGCGGCAGCCGGAUCGGCGGCGGUGACGGCUUCACGCAUCGCGGAGAGUGUCAUGAUGAACAGCGCCAUGGGGGGCAUGCCUGGGAUCAAUGGUGCAGGAAUGGGCAUGGGAUACGGCGGCGGGAUGAUGGGCGGAAUGGGUCCCGGCAUGCCCGGCGGAAUGGGUGUGGGCAUGGGCGGCAUGGGUGGCGGCAUGGGCGGCGGAAUGGGCGGCGGAAUGGGCGGCGGCAUGGGCGGUGGAAUGGGCGUGGGCAUGCUCGGAGGCAUGGGCGUGGGCAUGCUCGGAGGCAUGGGCGUGGGCAUGCUCGGAGGCAUGGGCGCCGGCGGGCCAUACACGCGCGACUACGCAUACGACAUGCCCGCGCGCUCUCGCAUACGGCGCUCCUCCAUCUCGUCGUAUGGCGCCGGCCCCGCGAGCGUGAGCGCGUCCCCCAUGCGGGUCCCCGCUGUGGGCGCGUCGCCGUAUGGUGGCUCGCCGGGCAUGGGCAUGGGCAUGGGCAUCGCUGCAGCCGGGAGUCCGUACAUGGGUGCGUACAGCGCAGGCAUGCCAGGGACGCUUGGAGCAGGCGGGAUGAACGGUGCGUAUUCCACAGGCGGUGCAUAUCCCAUGCCGGGCGCGGGGUACGCCCCAGGCGGGCUGGGCGGGGGCAUUCCUUACACCACGGGUGCCCCGGUGACUAUCUUGCCUUCCCAAGGCGCGUACGGGUCAGGUGCCGCGAUGUAUGGCGGGAUGCCAGGCGGGAUGCCCGGGACCACUAUGGCUUACGGUGGCCAGCCGAUGCAACCGGGGUCGACAAUCGUCAUCCAAGAGCCAAGACGGCACCGCCACCGAGCACAUAGCGUUGAUCCUAUGCGAUACUAG